CCAGACCUCCGGCAGCGCCCGAACAAGAACCAGAAACCCGCAGGACCUGAAAGAUGGCUAUCAUAGGCCACGGGGGCACAGACAUUGUCCGCCAGUUGGUGGGCAAUGUAGUGAACAUCUUCAAGAAGAAGCGUGCGCCGUGCACCUCCCCUUGCGACGGUCUAAUCCUCAAGAUGCACUACCAGUGGACCUUCUGGCUCUUACUAGCCGGCUUCUCUGCCGUGUGGUACUCCUGGUACCACCGCGACGUUAUCACGUGCGUCUCGCAUUUCAACGCCGAGACCCAGGUCCGUUUAGAUUACAUAAACAUCUGCCUCUCGUACCCCUACGUAGAGGAAGGCACCUCGGAGAAGAGGUUCCUUCUCUUCUACAGGUGGAUCCACUGGACUCUCCUGGUGCUAGCUGGCAUUUACUACAUCCCCCGUAAAAUCUCCAAGAAUUCUGAGAACCCGAAGGUCAAGAAGCUGAUCGAGGACUUGGCGGUGAAUUCGCACCGCUACGACCAGGUCGAGCGAGAGCUGGUGGACCGCGCCGCCCGCUACAUCGCCUACAAUCUUAAGACGCACAACGGGCUCUAUUACAAGUUCGUCACUUGCAAUUUGGUCGCCCUGGUGGUGGACAUCAUCAGCUUCCAGUUCCUCGACUUCGUGUUCCAGGGGCGCUUCCUGCACUACGGCUGGAUGGCCUACCCCUACAGCCGUGACCCCGUCAAUUUCUCCGACUACAUGUCCCGGACGUUCCCUCCCUUCGCCAAAUGUGAGCUGGGCGUGGCGAACAAGCUGGUCAACAAACGGACGGAGAAAUUCGGUUGCCACCUGACGGUGAUGGAGCUCUACGAGAAGGUGUUCCUCGGCGUGUGGGUGUGGCUCAUCCUGCUGACGACUAUCACGUGCGCUUAUCUCAUCUUCCUGGGCUUCAUGUGGCUUCCGUACUUCCGCCUGAUGAUGCUCAAAGUGGCCAAGCCUCUCAAUGCCAAAGACACUGUGAGUAACACCAUAGUCUCCGUCGUGAACUGCUGCAAGAUCGGCGAUGUCUACCUGCUAUAUAGACUGAAGCAGCACUUGAGUCACGCUCGCUUCUACGAGCUCCUGACGAGGCUCUCUGACCCGGAGCUGAUCAAGACCAUGCUAGAGGACCCGGCCGACCGCGCCAUCAACGCCAAGAAUCACGACAUACGAGGCAGAAAGCAGGCCGGCAUGGGCAUGGCCGGUCCCAAGGGCAAGUUCGGCGGCCCCAAUGAUCUCUUCAUCUCGCAGGACUACGGCCGACCCAACACUAGUAUUCUGGUUGAGUAAGCCGACCCUCUAGUCUCGUGCUAGAGGGAGUGGCGGCUCAUCCCAGUUUAAAAAAAGUACUUAUUUUAUAUCAUUUUUAUCUGAUGUUCAGUGAUAACCCGGGGAGGUCGUGCCAUCCCUAGUGAAGGUGAACUGUUGUCCCCUUUUAAGAAAUGUACGAGUGCUGCCUUGGGAAAAAGGUAACGGACGCUCCUUGAUACUUUUUUUUUUACAAGUCUGCUACACACUUCUCGUGGUGUACAACUCAUUAGUGAUAUUUCUAUAUAUUAACAUUCUUGUGACUGUGUUAUUUGUGGAAGCCAAUCCCAUGUCUGAAAGCCGUUACUGUGUAGGACCGUCCGUCUCCAUGUGUUCAACAUCCCCUCCCCUUUUUGCUUUUUUUUUAUAACAAGUUAUUUAUAAGCCAUGUCAGAGGGAAAACUCAUGUAUGUGUUUUUUAAAGGCAGGAAGCUGGUAUAGAAUGCAUUGUUUGAUCGCAUUUAUAUAUUAUAAAGCACCUACUUGAACGAAUGAAUGCUGUGUGUGUGGAUAUGCUUGUGGUAUAUAGUUCUCCCCUUUUAAGUUAUGGAUCUGCAAGGUUUCCCAGCCAUUAAUAUUGGUGCCGACCAGUCAUACUCAGUCACUGUCACAGCAUUUGUUAAAUCUUUUUUUUUAACUUGUUAAAGAUAGAGAAAAGGUAGGCCGAGAGAGGUGUUUAAAAUGCAUUUGGUUCUUUUUACAAGAGUUCCAGAAUGCGAACCAGUUUUUAAAUGUUUUUUUUAAUAGCCGGUAUCUCAUUCCUGUUUUAAACGACCCCCGUCUCUUUAUUAUUAAUUUAUAGAUUUUUUGACAAUUGUUGUGAAAUUGUAUUUUUUAGCCUGUAAACUUGUUAAUGACUGCAUUCGGGUUAGCGAAGCUGAGCUGCGCUGCCACGGCGAUAGUGUGAUAAUAAAUGACUAGCCAAAUCUUGAGCUGGUGCAAGCGACAUUUUUUUUGACUGUUGUCUCUUAUGACUGACAAUCAUAAAGCUUUUUGUAUUUUGGUAAAAUAAACAAAAAUUGAAUUAAGUUUUA
This is a messenger RNA of Penaeus monodon (black tiger shrimp), 2347 nucleotides long. RefSeq names its product innexin inx2-like. Gene Ontology annotation, cellular component: plasma membrane; gap junction. Bases 54 to 1295 code for a protein of 413 amino acids. NCBI's taxonomy places the organism in Eukaryota, Metazoa, Arthropoda, Malacostraca, Decapoda, Penaeidae. The record is from RefSeq and is a predicted model, not a curated record. Gene Ontology annotation, molecular function: gap junction channel activity. The transcript has 2 exons.